AAUAAAUUAAAUAUUCUAGUUAAUCAAUAUAAAGAUCUUAAAGAUAAAUUCAAUGAACGCUACAAUAAAUACUGGUGCAUGGACGACGGUGUCACCGAAAACAGCCUGCUUGCGGUUUACUCUUCCGUUUACAUUUAAACUCUCCUGUGCAGCAAGUGUCAAAGCGUGGGCUCGCGUACGUACGUGCACGUGAUGUGCGCGUGCAUCCGCGCGCUUGUCCGUUGCCGGCUCCGCUCCUCCUCAAAUAUUCUCGCCUGCCCUCCUCAUUUCCUCCUCAACCAUUUCAUUCCUUCCUUCCUUCCCCUCGCUCGCCUUCCUGGCUUCUUCCUCCCCAGCACGCACACGCACACGCACACACCCAGCCUUUUGGCUGCCCUGCCGGCCGUCAGAGAGAGAAACCGAGCUCUAACUAACUGAAGUGGCGGCCACAUAGCUAGCUACUCUUCUGAUCCUGAGCGCGCACGCGCCAUGGCUCAGGAGGACGUGCACCUGGACGACGCAGGCCUCGCGCUGGGCCUGUCCCUCGGCAGCGGCAGCGGCGGCGCCUCUGGUGCGGCGCGCCACGGUGGUAUCAGCCGCCGGCUGAGCAGGGAGGUGCGGCUGCCGUCGCCGCACCCGCUGGAGCCGUCGCUGACGCUGAGCUUGCCGGACGAAGCGACCGCGACCGGGUCCGGCGGGGGCGGGGCCGCGCACAGCGUGUCGUCGCUGUCAGUGGCGGGCGUGAAGAGGGAGCGCGUGGAUGACGCCGAGGGAGAGCGGGCGUCGUCUACGGCCGCGUUGCCGCGGGCCUGCGCCGGCGCCGAGGACGACGACGACGACGGGAGCACGCGGAAGAAGCUGAGGCUGACCAAGGAGCAGUCCGCGCUCCUGGAGGACCGCUUCAAGGAGCACAGCACCCUGAACCCGAAGCAGAAAGUCGCGUUGGCGAAGCAACUGAAGCUGAGGCCACGGCAGGUGGAGGUGUGGUUCCAAAACAGGCGAGCAAGCCGCGCGCGCAGGACGAAGCUGAAGCAGACGGAGGUGGACUGCGAGCUGCUGAAGCGCUGCUGCGAGUCGCUGACGGAGGAGAACCGGCGGCUGCAGCGGGAGCUGCAGGAGCUCCGCGCGCUCAAGUUCGCCCCACACCCACAGGCGCCGCCGUCGUCCGCGACGCAGGCCGGCGCGGCGGCGGGCGUCGUUCCGGCGCCGCCGCCGCCGUUGUACAUGCAGAUGCAGAUGCCGGCCGCCGCCACGCUGAGCCUGUGCCCGUCCUGCGACCGCCUGGCCGGGCCCGGCGCCGCCGCCAAGGCCGAGCCCAGGCCCAAGGCAGCCGCCACCCACCACUUCUUCAACCCCUUCACCCACUCCGCCGCCUGCUGAUGAUGAGGGCAGGGCAGCACGCAGCCACGCAACGCAGCGGCAGUAAACAGAGCACCGCCCCGUGCAGAUAAUACCACGUCUGUACGUGUCACAAGUAAUUAACAAACGUAUGGUCCUCCUCUCUAUCUAUUUUCUUGAUCCGGAGGGCUAAGUUAGUUGUUUUCGUGUCGAUCCCAAAUGCAUCAGCUAAUCCAUCAAUCAUAGGCUUGAUAGAGUAGUCGAAAAAAAUAGCCGUAGCUUUCCUAGCACUCCCUCCGCCCCCCCCCCCCCCCCCCCCCAUCCAUGUAUAUUUCUGUUGUAAUUCUGUCCCUCUCUCGCGGUCUACUUGCUCCCUUUUCGAUUGGAGUACGUAGCUCCUUUGCCUUUUUGUUUUUGGUUUUUUGUUUCUGUUUCUGUUUGAGACAGGUUAAUAUAAUCGCCGUCGUCCGAGGGUGUAGUGUCAGGGAUUGAUAUCCCUGUACACCGAUUAUUGGAUUGAGAUGCUUCUAGCUAGUCUUCGUACUGAUAAGCGUGCGUGCGUACGUCAGAGCACCACAGUGCUGGAAUGGAUGAUGACAUGAGAGACAGGUAGAGAAGCCCAGCUGCGUGGCUCUUGGACCUUUCUGCAGGUGUACGUGGUGUGUACACACGCACACCCUUUUUUAUAGUACAUAUAUACGGCUCAAUGAUUGUGC
Molecule: messenger RNA, 2033 nt
Organism: Zea mays
Lineage: Eukaryota; Viridiplantae; Streptophyta; Magnoliopsida; Poales; Poaceae
Exons: 3
Coding region: 469-1359 (296 amino acids)
Biological process (GO): regulation of DNA-templated transcription
Molecular function (GO): sequence-specific DNA binding; DNA-binding transcription factor activity, RNA polymerase II-specific
Source: RefSeq, a predicted model, not a curated record